CAUUGUAAUUCCUGCUCCGGGGGAGUUGGUGACGUGGGGCUGAUUGAAGCACGGGGAUGAACGAGGUCGGGACUGAUCCAAGAGAGGACGGAGGCAGCCGUCCAUUCGUUACAAGCUUCUGGCACAGGCAGCAAGGCUAGCUAGAUUGGACGGUCUUUCUAACUGAUGUGGGCGCCGCUCACUGAUUGACUGAGGGAAUUCUUCUCUAAUCUCCGGUAGAGUUUCUUGAGAAUAUUGCUUUCUCAAGGAAAUUGCUUUUCCUCAGCAGCAGUUUCUCAAAGUCAAGACGUCUGAGCAGCAAGGGAGUCGAACGUAGGAACAACAUUUGAGCAGAGGCGGAACGCUUCAUCGGCCGCCGCCACAUCCUGACACGCUCCCUAACUGAUGAAUGAAUGGGCCCAGUAAUCGCUGGAGCACCAGAACAGAUCAUUAUCCCUAUUGGAGAACGUUUCCACAGACUGCUCUGCAAAAUUGCGAUUUGAAAGGGGAAAGAUUCCAUGAAGUCUCAUCUUCCAGGGACCACAAUGUGGUGAGCUCUAAUGCACAAAAGGAUCAACAAGACAGUGGGAAGAGCUGUUCAAAGGAAAGAAGACAAUCUUGUUUUCUUCUUCAACGGCACUGCCACAAAGAAAUGCAGAAACAACUUGCCUGACAGAGAAAUGCAAUGGUGAGUGUGAGCAACUGUUCCAAGGAAUGUGGACCCUUCUAGCCAUCUUCAAGACACCAAAUUCAAGACACGAUUCAAGCAGCAGGACUAUACAAGCAGCUCGCAUUUCCCUGUCCUGAGCAGCAAGACUAACGUCUACAGUAUAACAUUGAGGAAACAGUAGAAAAACAAGAGCAGUUGAAAUACAGUCUCCACCACAUGGAAAACCAGCAAAGCUGUGAGUUGUUGUGAGACUUUUUGAUAAAAACAUGGCGAUGUUGUUUGGGACCAGCAUCUUGCUGACUACCCUGACUGUGAUGCACUGUCUGCCAUGUGUCACCCCGGCCAGGGUGUCUUUAGAAGAUCUCAGGAGGGUCAUCAAGGAGGUGAAGAAGCUAGAGUCCCGUGCUGACAAUAACUCUGUACAGAUACAGAAGCUGUUUAACUCUUACACUGGGGACACAAGAAAGAGCCCCUCCAUGUCCCCUCAGACCAUCCAGAAAAUGGUGAGCCAGAACAUCAACCAGAGUAACAUCAUCGGCGCUCUACAGGAUCAGAUGGCAGCUGACAGGCAGAACACUAAGGAUUCACUUGACAAGUUGUCAGUACAGAGCUCUGACCUGGAGAGAUACGUCUAUGAACAGACACUCCUCAUCAAGGACAAGACAAGACGGCUGGAGACCAGAAAUGCACGACUGGAGAACACCCUGCUGUUCUUACAGCAACGUGUAGAAAACAUCAGCGUCAAGAACGAGUUUGGAGAUGUGCGAGAUCGAGUAAAAGACUGUUCCUCCCUCUACAAGAGAGGUUAUACCCUGAACACUGUCUACAUGAUACCAGCCUACACAGGCCCCUUUGUAAUGUACACCAUGCCUUCCUUCAACACAUACUGUGACAUGCAAACCGACGGCGGGGGCUGGACAGUCAUCCAGCGUCGUGUGAACGGUUCCAUCAACUUUGACCGCAACUGGACGGACUACAAGUGGGGUUUCGGCGACAAGUUCGGGGAGUACUGGCUCGGGAACGAGAACAUCUAUCGUAUCACCAACGAGCGGCCGAACAAACUGCGAGUCAUGAUCGAAGACUGGAUGGGGAUGAAGGCGUACGCGGAAUAUUCCACUUUUUCCAUCUCCAGCGAGCGCGACGGUUACAGACUGUCCCUGGGAGAAUAUGCGGGGGGUCUUGCAGGGGACUCCAUCAGGAAUCAGUACAACAGUCAGAACUCUAUGGCGUUCAGCACCAAGGACAGGGACAAUGACAGUUCGCCGGAGUCGAGCUGCGCGCAGCGUCGUCGCGGAGGCUGGUGGUACAGCCAGUGCGGGUGGGCCAGUCUGAACGGACUGUAUCGGGUCGGAGGUCAGUACCUGGGCCGUGCCAAUGGAAUCAUCUGGUUCUCGUGGGGAGGGUCGUUCCGAUAUUCUAUGAAGAAAGUCACCAUGAUGGUUCGACCAGCGGACUUCUAGAUAUCAUGUCAACCUUCAACAUAUACCUAUGGUUCUAAAUGUGUUAUAUACCGUAGAACUGGUUAUUUUUUUCUUAAAAAAAAACCCCAUCUAAUUAAGUGUUAUUCCUUCCACCUUUAGUCACGUAAAAGUAGGAAUGUACAAUUUAUUCAAAUUUUAUGUCUAGCGAGCCUGUGAAUUGCACGGUAUUAGUAGACUCACUAAGUAGAUUUUAUAAUGGUAGGU
Molecule: messenger RNA, 2334 nt
Organism: Branchiostoma floridae (Florida lancelet)
Lineage: Eukaryota; Metazoa; Chordata; Leptocardii; Amphioxiformes; Branchiostomatidae
Product: angiopoietin-related protein 7-like
Exons: 6
Coding region: 916-2109 (397 amino acids)
Source: RefSeq, a predicted model, not a curated record